AUGUUCGACGCACAGACACACAAGGCAGCUGUACCUCCGCAUGAUAACACGCCCAUCAUGGAAGAGAUGCUGCGGUUGCGACACGAGCUAGCGCAGCUGCUAGGGUACAACAGCUACGCCGAAGUCAGCUUGCUGGACAAGACGGCGCCGUCCGUGUCGGCCGUCGAAGCCCUCAUUUUUGAUCUUCGUGACAAAUGCCUCGCCAUUUCCAAAGUCGAGAUGGCCGAAGUUGCCGACUUUGCUCUCAAGCACGGGCAAGAGGAACCACUGGAAGAGUUCGACAUUGCGUACUGGACCCAACAGUUGCGUCAGGCGCGCUACAACUUUGACGGCGAGCAGCUCAAGCCAUACUUUCCCAUGACCAAGGUGCUCAGCGGAUUGUUUGACUUUGUCUUGGAAUUGUUUGGGAUCCGCGUGGAGCCCGCCGACGGCGUCCAAGAAACGUGGCACCCUGACGUUCAGUUCUUUCAAAUGCGAGCGGUCGAAGCCCCCGGCGAGCCUGUGAUCGCGCAGUUUUUCAUGGAUCCAUACGCCCGCCCUGGGGACAAGAGGCACGGGUGCUGGAACGAAGUCGUUGUGAGCCGGAGCAAAGUGCUGCGUACGGAGCUCGCCAGCGUCCGGCUGCCGGUGUUUGCGCUCAUGAACACGCUGACCCCGCCGGUCGACGACAAGCCCGUCUUGAUGUCGCAUCGGGAAGUCGAAUUGCUCCUGCACAACUUUGGCUACGGCCUCCGCGCUGCGCUUUCCUCUGCCGAUUACACGGCAGCGUCUCAACCUUAUGGCAUCGAAUGGGACGCUGUGGAAAUCCCGUCCAUGUUUCUUCGAAUGUUUUGCACUAGUCGACGUAAGCGCCACCUUGUCUUGAUCUCGUUUCAGUGCCCACCAUGA
This is a messenger RNA of Aphanomyces invadans, 888 nucleotides long. RefSeq lists its product as hypothetical. Bases 1 to 888 code for a protein of 295 amino acids. NCBI's taxonomy places the organism in Eukaryota, Oomycota, Saprolegniomycetes, Saprolegniales, Verrucalvaceae. The record is from RefSeq and is a predicted model, not a curated record. Gene Ontology annotation, molecular function: metalloendopeptidase activity. Gene Ontology annotation, biological process: peptide metabolic process; proteolysis. The transcript is spliced from 5 exons.